This is a messenger RNA of Terrapene triunguis (Three-toed box turtle), 996 nucleotides long. Its product is annotated as olfactory receptor 13G1-like. Gene Ontology annotation, biological process: G protein-coupled receptor signaling pathway. Bases 1 to 996 code for a protein of 331 amino acids. The record is from RefSeq and is a predicted model, not a curated record. Gene Ontology annotation, molecular function: G protein-coupled receptor activity; olfactory receptor activity. Gene Ontology annotation, cellular component: membrane. The transcript is spliced from 2 exons. NCBI's taxonomy places the organism in Eukaryota, Metazoa, Chordata, Testudines, Emydidae.
AUGGAACCCAGUAAUCACACCAGGGUGACCGAGUUCAUCAUGCAGGGGCUCUUUGACCAUCCUCACCAUCAGGGGCUGUUCUUUGGCCUAUUCCUCUGCCUUUAUACAGCUGUCGUCAUGGGCAAUUCCCUGAUCAUUGUGGCUAUUGUCCUACACCCACCUCUCCACACCCCCAUGUACUUCUUCAUUGCCAAUUUGGCCACCCUCGACAUUAUGUGCAGUUCUUCAGUUCUGCCCAAGAUGAUGAAAAACCUGAUGCAGGAGAAGAAAACCAUCUCCUUUGAUGGCUGCAUGGCCCAGGUCUUUGCCUUCACUUUGUCAGGGGGGAUAGAGCUUAUGCUCCUCACUAUCAUGUCAUAUGACAGGUAUGUAGCCAUCUGCCACCCCUUGCGCUAUGUCAACCUCAUGACCAAGAGAAUUUGCAUCAGUUUAGCCAUCGGGGUCUGGGCUGUUGGUGUUGUCAAUUCAGUGGUGAACACAUUGAUCAUGCUGCGCUUGGAUUUUUGCGGGCCAAACCUCAUCCAGCAUUUCUUCUGUGAGAUCCCACCUGUGCUGGCACUGUCCUGCAGCUCCAUCUACCUCAACCAAGUUAUGAUGAUCUUGGCAGACAUCUUCCUGGCCAUGGGAAACUUCAUGCUGACCACCGUGUCCUAUAGCUUCAUCAUCAUCACUAUCCUGAAAAUCCGGAGCUCCAAAGGGAAGCAGAGAGCCUUCUCCACCUGUUCCUCCCACUUGCUUGUGGUCACCUUGUUCUAUUCCUCCAUCAUCUACACCUACAUCCGGCCAACCUCCAGUUAUUCACUGGAUAAGGACAAGUUGGUGGCCAUAAUGUACACUCUAGUGACUCCCAUUCUGAACCCUCUGAUCUACAGUCUGCGCAAUAGGGACAUCAAAAUGGCCUUCAGGAAAAUCUACCUCUGCUUGAGAUUCUCCACUGUGGGCCUUCUCUUGGAGGUGUUUCUUGCAAGAAGCCAGAGGAGAGGCGCUCCCUCAUAA